AUGCCGAUCCGUCUGACGAGAGAAAAUCGACGAACGGCGAUCCGCGCCGGAUCGCUUGACGGCACCCGGUGCCGGCUUUUAUUACUGUCACUCGGCGCCGUCCCGUCCACCGCCGUCGCGCGCUGGCCGGCCGUCAUGGUGAAGAAGGACGUGGAUAAACACGCGGGGAAGUCCUCGGAGCACGCGCCGCUGGUCCCCAUCCCCGGGCUCUCCACCGCGGAGGCGCGGAAGCGGCGGUUAGAGGAGGACGCCGGGAGCACGGAGGAGCGAAAGAGGCGCGCGCAGGUCGCGAACUGCGACGCGCAGCGUCGAUGUCGCGAGCGCAAGCGCGAGCACGUGAAACAGCUCGAGGACGAGAACGCGCGGCUGAGGGAGACGAACGCGCUGUUGGAGACGCAGCUGCGCGAGUGCGAGCGAAGGCUGCGAGAGCUCGAGGGCGGCGCGCCGCGAACGAACGCGGCGUCGGGGAGCGCAUCGCGGCCGAUUAAAAAGCGCUGA
This is a messenger RNA of Micromonas pusilla CCMP1545, 498 nucleotides long. RefSeq lists its product as uncharacterized. The coding region runs from base 1 to 498 and encodes 165 amino acids. NCBI's taxonomy places the organism in Eukaryota, Viridiplantae, Chlorophyta, Mamiellophyceae, Mamiellales, Mamiellaceae. Gene Ontology annotation, biological process: regulation of DNA-templated transcription. The record is from RefSeq and is a predicted model, not a curated record. The transcript has a single exon. Gene Ontology annotation, molecular function: DNA-binding transcription factor activity.